This is a messenger RNA of Aspergillus luchuensis, 234 nucleotides long. RefSeq lists its product as uncharacterized. The transcript has a single exon. The record is from RefSeq and is a predicted model, not a curated record. Lineage: Eukaryota; Fungi; Ascomycota; Eurotiomycetes; Eurotiales; Aspergillaceae. The coding region runs from base 1 to 234 and encodes 77 amino acids.
AUGGACGAGCAGCGGCCACUGCCUCCGCUGGAGGAGUUAUAUACUCAAGUGUCAAAAGACGCAUUUGGGAACAAUGAACGGCUUGGUGCAGUUGCGACUGCAGCUGCGACCGCAGCGGAAGCCUUUGUCUCAGUUGCGGCCCCGGUCCGUCAGCAGCGAGAGGACAACAAUGCCACCAAGCCUGUCGUGGAGCAUCGAACGUCUUUAAACGUGCCUACUGAGAUAUUUUCAUAA